Messenger RNA from Podospora anserina S mat+, 930 nucleotides. RefSeq lists its product as uncharacterized. The record is from RefSeq and is a predicted model, not a curated record. Bases 1 to 930 code for a protein of 309 amino acids. The transcript is spliced from 4 exons. NCBI's taxonomy places the organism in Eukaryota, Fungi, Ascomycota, Sordariomycetes, Sordariales, Podosporaceae.
AUGAUAGGUCUGAUCGUCGGGAUCGCACAAUGGUCUUGCCUAUACACCAGCAUGAGCAAGGGCUUGGGGAAGCACUCCUGGGAUGUCCCCAUCACGGCCCUCACCGUCGAGAUUCGCCUAGCUGACCAGUUGCUCGGCUCCAUCACCCACUUCGCAGUGAAGGCCUCCCUCGUCUUCUUCUUUUUGCGUCUCUUCGGCACCCUGACCUGGGUCCGAGUGACCUGCUACGGACUCCUGACCUUGACGUUCCUAGCCUAUGGCUCGUACGAGGUCGUCGUGCUUGCCUUUUGCAUCCCCCGGCCAGGCGAGGAAUGGGGCAACGUCGUCCUCGCGAGGUGUGCCACCACUGCCCCUGCCACCAUCGCCGUCAAUGUCUGCGCCGUGGUGGCCGAUCUGGCCCUUUUCAUCAUGCCCUUCCCCAUCAUCGCCGGGUUGACGUUGAGUCGGCCCAAGAAGAAGGGUUUGCUGGUUGUGUUUUUGGUUGGGUUCCUCGUCGUGGUCACCAGCGUCGUCGGUCUGGUCUACAGAGUCAGGGUAUCCUACUACACCAUCGAUCCCAUCUGGGACGGCGGCAAUGUAGCCAUCACAGCCUACAUGGAAGUCUUUGGCACCGUCAUCGUGGCCUGCACACCCGCCCUCCCGGGUCUCUGGAGCAACGUCCUCAGCGAAUCAGCCUUCUUUUCAUCCCUCCGCUCCCGCAUUCUGGGGUCUCGCUCCCGCAGGACGGGCGAUAGCAAUGUCAGUGGCAGCAUGCCCACCGCGAGAACGUACCCGCCGCCGACGUUCCAGAACGAGUCAAUCUCCAAGACGUCGUUCAGGACUGGGUCGCAGAGGGAGCUUGUGGGGGAGGAGGACGGGAUGGAUGAGUAUCCGUUGAAGACGAUCCAGAAGACGAUGGGCGUUAAUGUGAGUAGGGCUGAGAAACAAUGA